Molecule: messenger RNA, 2032 nt
Organism: Exophiala mesophila
Lineage: Eukaryota; Fungi; Ascomycota; Eurotiomycetes; Chaetothyriales; Herpotrichiellaceae
Exons: 2
Coding region: 276-1859 (527 amino acids)
Source: RefSeq, a predicted model, not a curated record
AACACAGCCUCUUCUUUUUAGCCGCCGUCGUUUAAUUCCUCGACAUAUGUACACUCUUUGUCAUCCUCGUCAUCGUUCACGUUCUCGUUCUCGUUUUCGUUCUCGUUCUCAUUGUCAGCCUCAAGCAGAGCAGAGCAGAGCACACUGUGCCGCCUUUUGAAUGCAGCAGUCCAGCCUGAGUAAGACUCUCAAUUCCUUCGUGCAGCAGUCGACCCCAGGUCUCUCAUGACCGCAACUGCCUCUGGGUUCCCCACCAUCCACCACCCGCAUUGACCAUGCCGCCGUUUCCAGGCGAAGAAACAUUGGCUACAGUCUUUGUCGACGCCCAUACCUACUUUGGCCCUCCUAGCCCCAGACCGAUCCUCCACCGCUUCGACAAGGACUGCUACCUAUACAUUUACUACAACUCGACCCGUCACACCAGUCGCCUCGAAGUUGCGGUCAAUCCGAGCACUGCCGACCAGACCUCAUUCAAUGGUUUCUUAGAUAUAGUCUCCAUUUCCAACUCGGAUAGGUUCCCCAGCCGCCUCACCUUGGUUGUCGGCGGCCAUGACCAUGCCGCUUCAUCUCCCGCCUCAGCAAAAGCCCGUGAUCCAGAUGAGUGGCGAUUGGCCAGUGCAGAUCCACGCGAUUCAGGCACUACAAAAUAUCGCAUUCAUACCAUAGAUUUUUACUUUUGGGUCUCGGAAGACGCCAAAUUGAUCUUGGAUUUCAUGAGCCGGCUGCUAGAUCCCCACCAGUUGGAUAUUCCUCAAACCCGUGCUCACCAUGAUGAAGACGAGCACCUGGUUAGCUCCGUGGUUCAGAAUCUUGAAAACGUGGCAAUAUCAGACCCAGCGUACCAUGAGCCGAAGCAAAGCAACUCACCAGGUCCGCCGCCCAAAGAACCCCCUCAACCUCAGCCUCCCCAGGCGUCUGGUCUAGCAGCCAACCAGCAAACCUCUCUUGCUGCGACGUCGCCUACAUCAUCCAGUGCUGGCGUCGGCGCUGUCCCGAUCAAUAAGUCUCCCACUUCUGAUCAGAGUUAUGCUCCGCUAGCAUACAAUCCUGCUGCACCCGCAGCACCUGAACCUACUGCCCAUCGGGAAGAUACUCCUCCUCCCGUGGAUGGGGCUGGUGGAACUGGCCUUGCAGCGGCCGUCCAUGACAACCCCUACGCCCAUCAACAGCGUCAGCAAUAUCAGCAGCAUCCACAGCAGUCAUAUGGGUUCCCUCCCGCUCCAUCAGCUGGUCAAUAUGGAUCUCUUCCAACUCCUUCCUUUGGCCCACACGCAACAAGCCCACCACCUGCAGCUUCAUUCGGACCCCAGUCACAGCCAUCUUUCGGACCUCACGCAGUCUCGCCGCCUCCUCAGGCCUCGCCUAGGACCUCACUCGCCGCUCAGACUUACACGCCUGGUGGACAGGAUCCCAACGCCCACAUAUUCGGCCAGCAACAAGCGGUUCAGACUCCAGGAACUCAAUUCUACCAGUCCAUCAACAACCAACAGACCCAUAAGCCUCUCGCCCACGUUCAGCCCCAGUACCCUGACUACCUCUCUUCCGGCGGUCACGCCCGUUCCCGUCCUCCCAGCGGUUACUCCAACUACCAAUACGCCCAGCAAGCUCCACUACCACAGCCUGGCCAGCAGCAGCAACCCCCGCCACCUACUGCCGGAAACCCUUACGAUGUCCACAACCAGUUCUAUCAACCCACCGAGUUGGAACACCGGAAUUCGCAUCACUACUCAUCCUCAUCCUCUCGACCACACCGUAACUCGAGCACCUCACAGCACCAACAGCACAAGCCGAGCAAUACAGAAAAGAUUGAGAAAGGAGUGGGCAAAUUUUUCCGCAAAAUCGAGAAGAAGAUUGGGUAGGAAAGCCAGACACUGCAGGACAAGAUUGAAGGUGUCGAGUAUUGUCAACCUAUUCAUAGCAUCGCCAAAUGUAUUCACCGAGCCAACAGCGCGAGUCUCAGCAAGCAAUUUGGAUUUAUCUUAUAGUUUGAAGUGGAGAAUGACCUAGAUACGAAAUAAUGAAAUGAUAAGAC